Messenger RNA from Schistosoma turkestanicum, 3431 nucleotides. Lineage: Eukaryota; Metazoa; Platyhelminthes; Trematoda; Strigeidida; Schistosomatidae. The record is from the annotation of a GenBank genome assembly.
UUACAACAUAGCGGUGAUUCGUCUGGAAGGUCAUGUUUCGGGUUUUCGAGAUUUUAGCAAUAAUUCUCUUGAAUGUAAUACAGUUCUAUUCCAUUUUUGACAUAUAUUUUACAUCUCCACUCACACAUGGCAUAAAUAUUGUGCCGCUGAAUAUUAGUGCUCCGGCAACUCACAUUAUUUUCAUGGUUUCCGACGGGCUUCGUGCUGACAAAAUCUUCAGUCAUGAUAUGGAAUACACUCCUUUCUUAAGGAAUGUUCUUCUGCAUCAUGGUUUGUGGGGUGUUUCACAUACAAGAGUCCCUACUGAAUCAAGACCUGCACAUGUGGCUAUGUUGGGUGGAUUCUACGAAGAUGUAGCUUCAAUAACUAAAGGAUGGAAAGUAAAUCCUAUGGAGUUUGAUUCUGUACUUAAUCGUUCUCUCCUAUCCUGGAUAUGGGGUUACAAAGAGGUUGUCAUGUCAUUCGUUUCUCCUUCUACACAUCAUAUCAAAGCAACUCCUUGCCCCGAUGAAUUAAGUGAUAUGGCUAAGACAAAUCUUACUGAAAUCGACCGAUGGGUUGUCAAUCAGUUUCUAGAUUUCAUUAAUUAUUCGGAUGAAUUUUUUAGUGAUCUUACUGCAACAUCUAGUGAUUACCGUCAAGGUCGCAUGGUAUUCCUACACUUGGAUGCAGCUGAUUUGGUUGGUCAUUCUUUUAAACCUAAUUCACCUGAAUACAUUGAAGUUCUUCGUAAUUUGGACAAGGUGGUCUCUCAAGUUUAUCAUGCGUUAACUGAAAAAUCUCGUGGAACUGGGUCACGUAUUGCUUAUAUCUUAACUUCAGAUCAUGGAAUGACUGAAUGGGGAAGUCAUGGGUCUGGUUCCUUUCAUGAAACAGUAACACCUUUGUUAAUUUGGGGUUCUGGCACUGUUGGGCCAGUGGAAAUAGAAACCAAUACGGAUAAUUUAUUAGCAAACAAAAAAGACAUGUAUGGUCUACCACUGCAUAAUUAUGGACGUCUUCGACGUGAAAUUCAACAGGCUGAUUUAUGCCCUUUAAUGGCUAGCCUUUUGGGUGUCCCGAUCCCAGUCAAUUCUAUAGGUCAAGUCCCUGUUGAAUUUUUGGAGGUUCCUGAACACGAUAAGGUGAAGUUAACGCGGGCGAACUGGCUUCAAAUAUAUGCGCAAUUAAAGGUUAAGUAUGUUGAAAAAAAGAAAUCUCAUUUCAGUAUUUUGUUCCGAGAAUUUCCAUUAAUAAAAAUGUCAGAUAUCGAUAAUAUGGAAAAUGAUUGUGAAUCUCUUAUUUCUGCUGGAAAAUAUUAUGAAGCAAUUCAGGAGUACAAACACUUAGCCAGUUUAGCUUUAAAAGGAUUAAACUAUUAUCAUAAAUAUGAUAGAUUAUACCUAGGAUUUUGUGUAUCGUCAACAUUCUGUUUAUGGAGUCUAGUGAUACUUUGUCGUUUAUUUAAUAGAGUUGAUAAUGUAAAGUAUAAAAACUAUGAAAAUCACGUAGAUAGUUUCUUUUGGACAUUGAUUAAUUGUAUUGCGAUUGGAUUCGGUUUAUUGGUUCUGUCUUUUGCUCAUUCCUGGGGAUUCGGACCGACUCUAUAUCAACUGGUUCCACUUAUCCUACUAUUAUCAUUAAGUUAUUCAAGAAUUCGUCGAAAACAAUUAUUAUCCUUGAUUUAUUAUUUAUGGAAUGAAUUAUUCACAGCAGACUCAUCAGUUUCAACUUUUUAUGCUGUUUCUUCAAUCAUAUUUGUUUCUACUUGUUUACUGGAACUACUUAUUUGGGGAUUUUUUCAUCGUUACCUAUUAUCUUUGGCAUGUUUGUUAUUUGCUUUAUGGCCUUACAUAGAUGUAUCAUUUAGACCAUAUGAAAAGUCAAUUCUUUCUCUAUGGUACAUUUCCUGUUGUUGUUUGGCUAUAUUUCCUCUGUUACCUGUCAUUGGAUCAAACAUGCAUCCAACAAUUGUAUUUAUAUCUGGUCUUAUUCUUACACCAAUAGGAUGUAUAUCCUUUUGGUCAGUAUCAAGUUGUCGAAAUCAUCUUGUUGUACGGCUUGGUUAUCUAUUUGGUUUUGUAAUUUGUCUUUCAAGUUUUGCUGUUUAUGCAAUGAGUUUCUCAAUAAUACGAUCUGGAAUAUUGAAAAUCGUUAUUCAUAUAUUUAGUUGGUCUGUGAUUAUUCUUCUACCAUUGUCGGUAAUCCUUCUAGUUCCAACACAUCUCGGACUUCGAAUGAUUGGAUGGACAGUUGUAUAUCUUGUCCCACUUUUACUAAUGAGCACCUAUUAUGAAGUUGCAUUCUUUGCUGUAUUCGCUGUAGUCACAUAUCUAUGGUUUUACAUAGAAACAACAUCAAUAACAUCAAUGUUAAAAGAUAAUAUCAGGAUUUGGGAUCUUGAAACAUCAGCUGACGUAAGCACUGAUUCCGCUGUUCAGAAUGAAUAUCGAUGCAGUGAAAAUCUGUUGAACUUGAAAAAUUUCCGUCAAUCACUUUUCUUUGUAUCCUUUUUACCGCUAUUCACUCUUUAAGGAAUACUCUCAGUAAAGAUGGUGUAAGAAAGUGAAAUUUUAUGGUUUUUCAUGACAUCGAUUAUAUUUAGAUGUUGAUUGUUACUGGUGUAAUGGAACUCAAUAGUAAGCUAUACAGUGACAUACUUAUCGUUUGAAGAUAGAUUAUACCAACAAUGGCAUUCAUUGUAAUACUGAAUAGCGAAAGACAUCACAAUAUUAUGUGCAUACAAUAAAAGUUAAAAAAAUCAACUUAAACCAAUUGUUUAGUAAGUAAGUUCCACAACACCCUUUUUUGCCAUUCCGAUUAUUUCAGCAUCAUUCUACAAACUGAGCUAUUUUCUUAAAUAAUAUGAAAAACAGAUAUUUCUAUUGAUAAUUGGAUUUUUUGGUACCGGUAAUAUCGCUAGUAUAAAUAGUUUUGACCCACGUUCAACAUUUUGCUUCACAACAGUAUUGAAUCCUGCUUUGAUGGCAAUUUUUUUGUUAAUUAAGGUAAUAUGUCCUAUGCUCUUUUUGGGUGUGAUCUUUGCAGCUAUCAAGUUAUUCAACAACAUUCCAAAAAAGUACUCAUCGUCUAUCAAGUUUACCAACAAUCAGGAAUCUAUCUUAAUGCAAACUGGUUUGACUGCAGUACUAUCUAACUUUAUAGCUAUCCAUUUUUUCGUAUGGUUGAAAGAUGAAGGUAGUUGGUUAGAUAUAGGGAUUAGUAUUAGUCAUUAUGUUAUUGCCAUGUCUAUCAGUUUGGCUGGAUUUCUUUUCAUUUUAUCGGGAAAGAAAAUGUUGAGUUCUUCAGUGAAUUUUAAUAUUCGUCAAAAAGUUUUGAGAGCAUUCAACCAACAGGUAUAAUAACUACCUUUAUGGUUACUUACUGAAAUUAUUAUGAUUUGAAAUGUGAAACUGGCUACUUUCUUAUUUUGUGUUUUAUUGUACAUAAAC